This is a messenger RNA of Heterobasidion irregulare TC 32-1, 2306 nucleotides long. RefSeq lists its product as uncharacterized. Bases 249 to 2018 code for a protein of 589 amino acids. The record is from RefSeq and is a predicted model, not a curated record. Lineage: Eukaryota; Fungi; Basidiomycota; Agaricomycetes; Russulales; Bondarzewiaceae. The transcript is spliced from 8 exons.
GAAAGACGAGGCUGACCUGCCACUUUUAAAUUUAUUGGCUCUAGCCACAUAUUUCCGAAGCGAUUCUGGCCGGAGAUGAGAAACAGCGUCCGUGCGCGGGCCCAUCCCCCAUCACUCUCCCUCUCCCCCUCCCCCCCGAACUUGCCUUUUUCGGCAUCUUCCACACCUCGUCCCCUCCCUCCCUCCCCCCGUGGCUCGUCGUCCUCCACACUUUCUCUCCUUUUUUUCUCUGCAUCCCCUCCACAUAGAUGAUGGACGAAGAUAUCGAGAUGCUCGAGGCCAAACUCAACGGCGUCGCCACGCCGCACCCCCAUCUUGCCACCGACUCCCAUCACGCCUCCCCCAUCGUCGUCGACCCUUCUGAUGACGACAACACUAGCACCUCAAACGAGCCCCCCUCCGUCGUCGUGCACGAUGUCGAUGGAAAAGUCAAACAACAGGCCCCCAAGUCCAAGCCCGCUCACGAGGCCGCCACAGGCGCUAAACCAGCCUCCUCCGCGCCGAAGCCCAAGUCGAGCAGGGCCCGCCCUCGCUCGCCAUCACCAUCCCCGCCGCCCGCUCCCCCGCCCGCCCCGCUCCAGACCGUGCGCCUCGAAAUCGCCCUCGGCGGCCCGGACAACUACGAAGUCGACGUUGCUGCGCUCGCCAAGGCUACCGGCCAGCGCCCCCCGACACCGCCGCCGGUCGCCAAGCGCUACGAGAGCGAGAGCGAGGCCGAGCCCGAAGGCGAGCACGACGAUGACAGGAAAAGUAAGAAAGGAAAGAAGAAGAAGAACCUGGGCACGGAGUACUAUGACCUGACUGAUCCCUUCAUUGACGACUCGGAGCUCGCCGUUGACGAGCGCACAUACUUUGCGCAGACAAAGCAACAGGGCUUCUACGUCUCGUCUGGGGAAGUUGCGCUCCUCAAGGACAAGACCCCAAAGAAAGUGAAAUCGAAACGAACGGUGUUGCUUCCCCCGCCGGAGCCAAUCGCAGGCCCGAGCAACUUCCCACACGCGCAUGGGCACUCCCAUACACACGCACAGCUCUCGCAGGGGAAGAAAGCGGCCCCCAGUGGGAGCGCGUCCGGGGCCGGGGACAUAGAGGGGACGAAGGAGACGCCGAUCGCGCUGCUGUCGGACGCGGAGGACGCGAGCGAACAUAACGGAAAGCGCAAGAGCAUCGGGGGCGGUUCAGACAUCGGCGCGGGGGGAAAGAAGAAGCGGAAGGUCGAGAUACAUCCGUUCCACCCGGAGCUCGAGGAGGCACUGCAGGAACUGAAGGAUGCUGCGGCGAAAGAAUCGUGGGGUGUGAAGGGCAGGUUUCCGCCUGCGAUGAAGCCGUUGUUGGCACAAGUUGCACUCAAGGCGAUUCGACUGAAUGAAUACGACGACAAUUUCUUCAACCUCAUGCCACGGCUAUUCCCGUAUAAUAGGUUCACCAUGAGCAAAUUGAUCAAGCGCACGGUGUUUCACGAUCACACUGCGCUACUGACGGCGCGGCAAGAGGAGCUCUUGGUGGAGUUGGAGAGCAUGGCGGAGGAAGGGUUCCCGAAAGCGCUAGAAGAGUGGGAAAAGAGCGUCGUCGCUUGGGAGAAAAAACAGGAAAAAGUCAAAGUGGAAGGCACAGCGUCGACCGAAGGGACACCCAGUGCUCAGCCGAUUCCGUCAGCGACGGAGGACGCAGGGGGGGGCGCGAUGGAUGUUGACAAGGAUAGCGGCGAUGGGCAAGGGAAGGACGGUAAAGACGCCAAGGACAGCCAUGCGCCGCCGAAGAAGUACCGGAUGUCGGAAGCGAUGAAGGGGAUCAUCUGGAACCUCGUGUGCUUGAGCAACGAGUGUUGCAGGAUCGAGAACGAAAAGAAUACCUUGGAGGGCUCGACAUCGCAGGUCAGCGAACAAGGGCUGCGGAAGGUGCUUUAUCAGAAGAUAGUGGCCGCAUUUCCCGAUGGGUGGAUGUCAUCGGGUCAGAUCUCCCGAGAAGUGAGCGUGAUGAAGAAGAAGUUCGAGAAGGAGGCGAUGGAGAACGAGAGUUGAUCUUGGCUGACCUUUUUCAUUUUCUUCAUUCAUUCAUCCUACAUACGUGUCUGCAUCGCUGAUUUCCACCUUCGCUCCACCGGAUUCUUUGUAUGCUCGUCAUCUUUCGCUUUCCUUCCUGCUCUCCCAUCCUGAGACUCAGCUACGGUCGCAGAUCCCAUCGCUGUAUGUCUCUGUGUAGAUAGUGCCCACGGACUGACAUCUCGAAAUUGCUGUUCGCGACCCUUACUUUAUAGUGUUUUGUAUGGUACACGAAUAACCUAGUACAGCGGCGUAUUUUUCCAUCCC